Daldinia caldariorum is the source of this 472-nucleotide messenger RNA. RefSeq lists its product as uncharacterized. The record is from RefSeq and is a predicted model, not a curated record. Bases 69 to 308 code for a protein of 79 amino acids. NCBI's taxonomy places the organism in Eukaryota, Fungi, Ascomycota, Sordariomycetes, Xylariales, Hypoxylaceae. The transcript has a single exon.
CUCGUCCGGAUUAGUAGGAAGGCUGUCUGUGCGCAACAUUCUAGGCGUUUUGAUUGGGUGCCCUGCUGAUGAAGAAAGGUUUCAUUGGAUGCAUCCCUAGUGUUUUUACCUUUUUACCGUGGGGACCCUUGUCAUUCCCGACACGCACUGACCAUUCCCAUCAACGACUACUGGCCCAAAACAGCUACCUAUAUACCUUCAAUUAUACUCACCCUACGUUGGUAGUCACUGGAAAAUACUGCGAAUGGAAAGUUAUUAAGGGAGAAAUAUUUGAAAUAUAUUUUCAUAAUCUUAACAAUUAUAUUUAACUAAGACGUACCUAAGGUUAUUGCGCGGUGGAAGAAGUUACGUUAUCAGGAGUCUCGCUUGAGCAAUUGAGAUUCCUUGGGAACAAAGGAAUUCUAUUAUAUAACUUUGACUUUGAAGCUAUCGUAGUUAGAGUUCCUCACGGAACAACGAAAUUUUUACCCUA